Tigriopus californicus is the source of this 626-nucleotide messenger RNA. It is a transcript of the gene mRpS33, whose product is annotated as small ribosomal subunit protein mS33-like. Gene Ontology annotation, cellular component: mitochondrion. The transcript has a single exon. The record is from RefSeq and is a predicted model, not a curated record. The coding region runs from base 148 to 489 and encodes 113 amino acids. NCBI's taxonomy places the organism in Eukaryota, Metazoa, Arthropoda, Copepoda, Harpacticoida, Harpacticidae.
AGUAACGCCUUCUACGAAUGUAAAAGAGGUCUCCUGGAUAUGCGAAGCCGCUUUAGAGGCCGUAAAGGAUACUAAGGAUACACACACUGAUUUUUGAUUGUCCAGAAGAACAUCCAUCCUCCCCCCCGCCCCCCCCCUGUGCUAAAUAUGGCUACCCGACGUUUCUUGGAGUACACCCGCAAUCUUCAUCCGGAUUACUUACGUCGCGUCAAGUUUUUGCGCGACUCGAUUUUCGGCCAAGUGCGCCGUCCGACCUCGAAGAAUUCGCUGCGAGUGGUCAAUAUGUUGGCUCGUCGACCCAUGCAAGACCGACCUGAGCUCGUGCGCUAUUAUCCCGCUCACGAUGAGACGCAAAAGCUGAUGACCCAAUUGCGGGAUUAUGGUCUGUUCCGUAAUCAGCACGAAGACUUCAAGGACGAGAUGGAACGUCUCCGAUUAUUGCGCGGGAAGCCCCGGAAACAAUGGCGACGACCUUGGUUGGAAAAAUGACGCGAUCCUGUAAAUGGCCAUGGACCAAGAGGAGUGAUAAGAACUAGUGGGCAGUGUUGAUUUAUAGUCGGUCCAGGAGUUACGUUCUUACUCACAUUAGUAGCUCGGCCUGAUGAAAUAAAGAUAUUCAGAUCCCA